Candida dubliniensis CD36 is the source of this 1581-nucleotide messenger RNA. It is a transcript of the gene CCT2, whose product is annotated as chaperonin-containing T-complex subunit. Gene Ontology annotation, cellular component: chaperonin-containing T-complex; cytosol. The coding region runs from base 1 to 1581 and encodes 526 amino acids. NCBI's taxonomy places the organism in Eukaryota, Fungi, Ascomycota, Pichiomycetes, Serinales, Debaryomycetaceae. Gene Ontology annotation, biological process: protein folding. The record is from RefSeq and is a predicted model, not a curated record. The transcript has a single exon. Gene Ontology annotation, molecular function: ATP hydrolysis activity; ATP-dependent protein folding chaperone; ATP binding.
AUGUCUGUUCAAAUAUUUAAUGAUCAAGCUACUGAGGAGAGGGCAGAGAAUGCCCGUAUGUCUGCCUUUAUUGGUGCUAUAGCUGUAGGCGAUCUUGUCAAAUCAACUUUAGGACCUAAGGGAAUGGACAAAUUGUUACAAAGUUCAAGCAACGCAGACCAUGCAUUAGUCACUAAUGACGGGGCCACCAUUCUUAAGUCAAUUCCUUUUGAUAAUCCAGCUGCCAAAGUUUUAGUCAAUAUAUCCAAAGUACAAGACGAUGAAGUUGGAGAUGGUACUACUUCAGUCACGGUUUUGAGUGCUGAGUUGUUAAGAGAAGCUGAAAAGUUGAUCGAUCAGAAAAUUCAUCCACAAACCAUUAUAGAAGGGUUUAGGAUUGCACGCAAUGUAGCUAUUCAAGCUUUGAAUAAAGCUGCUGUCAAUAACGGCGACAACCCAACUUUAUUUAGAAACGAUUUAUUGAAUAUUGCCCAAACCACCUUGUCAUCCAAGAUCUUAUCACAAGAUAAACUAUUAUUUUCCAAUUUGGCCGUGGAUGCUAUUUUAAGAUUAAAAGGAUCAACCAAUUUAAACCAUAUUCAAAUUAUUAAAAAAGUCGGUGGCAAAUUAUCCGAUUCUUACUUGGACCAAGGGUUUAUAUUGGAAAAGAAAUUUGGUAUUGGUCAACCGAAAAAAAUCACGAAUGCAAAAAUCCUUAUUGCUAACACUUCCAUGGACACCGACAAGGUGAAAAUUUUUGGUGCUAAAUUCAAAGUUGAUUCAACAUCAAAAUUGGCCGAAUUGGAAAAGGCCGAAAAAUUGAAAAUGAAAAAUAAAGUUGAGAAAAUAACCAAGUUUGGCAUUAAUGUGUUUAUUAAUCGUCAAUUAAUUUACGACUACCCAGAACAGUUAUUCACUGAUGCCAAGAUUAACUCCAUAGAACAUGCUGAUUUUGAUGGGGUCGAAAGAUUGGCAUUGGUCACUGGUGGAGAAGUGGUGAGUACUUUUGAUAAUCCUGAUAAUGUUAAAUUAGGUCAUUGUGAAUCGAUCGAAGAGAUUAUAAUUGGUGAAGAUACCUUCCUUAAGUUUUCAGGAGUUGCCGCUGGUGAAGCAUGUACCAUAGUGUUACGUGGUGCCACCGAACAAGUUUUGGAUGAAGCUGAAAGAUCAUUGCACGACGCGUUAUCAGUGUUGUCACAAACAACAAGGGAAACGAAAACUGUAUUGGGGGGAGGAUGUUCUGAGAUGUUAAUGGCUAAGGCCGUUGAUCAAGCAGCAGCAAACGAAACAGGAAAGAGUGCUUUGGCCAUAGAAGCCUUCAGUAGAGCUUUGAGACAAUUGCCAACUAUUUUAGCCGACAAUGCUGGUUAUGAUUCUAGCGAUUUGGUUACUAAAUUGAGAUCAGCUAUAUAUAAUGGUAUGACUACUUCUGGUUUAGAUUUGAACAAUGGUAUUGUUGCUGAUAUGAGAGAAUUGGGGAUUGUUGAAUCGUUCAAAUUAAAGAAAGCUGUGGUAUCAUCGGCGGCCGAAGCAGCCGAAGUGUUAUUGCGAGUAGAUAAUAUUAUUCGAGCAAAACCGAGAACUGCCGAUAGAAAUCAUUAG